AUGCCCCCUCCUCGCCUCCCCUGCUUGUCCUUCCUGAAAAGCCUGGAUCUUUCCAUUUCAACACUCCAGUCAGAGGAGUCAUCCCCACCAGGUCUCCAUGAUGCCAGAGGUGUUUGCAUUGCUCAGUCACUCAAAAUCCCUCGGGAACCAAGACCAGGAGAAUUUGAAAAGAUCAUCAAACGCUUGUUGGAAACUCCAAAUGCUCGAGCAGUGAUCAUGUUUGCGAAUGAAGACGAUAUUAGGCGAAUACUGGAAGCCGCCAAAAAAGCUAAUCAAUCUGGACAUUUCCUCUGGAUUGGCUCAGAUAGCUGGGGGUCAAAAAUUUCACCAGUUCAGCAGCAGGAGGAGAUUGCAGAAGGAGCAGUAACAAUUCUGCCCAAAAGAACAUCAAUAGAUGGAUUUGAUAGAUAUUUUCGGAGCCGAACACUUGCUAACAAUCGAAGAAAUGUCUGGUUUGCAGAAUUUUGGGAGGAGAACUUUGGAUGCAAGUUAGGAUCACAUGGAAAAAGAAACAGCAAUAUCAAGAAAUGCACAGGCUUAGAAAGAAUUGCAAGAGAUUCAGCCUAUGAGCAAGAAGGAAAAGUUCAGUUUGUAAUUGAUGCAGUAUAUUCCAUGGCCUAUGCACUACACAACAUGCAUAAAGAUCUCUGUCCUGGAUAUAUUGGUCUAUGCCCAAGGAUGAACACAAUUGAUGGUAAAGAACUGCUUAGCUAUAUCCGGGCAGUAAACUUUAAUGGGAGUGCUGGUACACCUGUUAUCUUCAAUGAAAAUGGAGAUGCUCCUGGACGCUAUGAUAUUUUUCAGUAUCAAAUCACCAACAAGACUACAGAAUACAAAGUAAUUGGUCAGUGGACUAACCAACUUCAUCUAAAUGUAGAAGACAUGCAGUGGGCUAAUAGACAACACACUCAUCCAGCAUCUGUCUGCAGCCUGCCCUGUAAAGCUGGGGAAAGAAAGAAAACUGUGAAGGGAGUGCCCUGCUGCUGGCACUGUGAACGCUGUGAGGGGUACCAUUACCAGGUGGAUGAAUUCAACUGUGAACUGUGUCCCAUUAAUAAGAGACCGAACACCAACCGUACGGAUUGCCAACUUAUCCCUAUAAUCAAACUGGAGUGGCAUUCUCCUUGGGCCAUCGUGCCCGUCUUCAUAGCUAUUCUCGGUAUAAUUGCCACCACCUUUGUGAUUGUGACAUUUGUCCGGUACAAUGACACACCGAUCGUCAGGGCCUCUGGACGGGAGCUCAGUUAUGUGCUCUUGACUGGGAUUUUUCUCUGUUACUCCAUUACUUUUUUAAUGAUUGCGACUCCUGAUACAGUGGUCUGCUCCUUUAGAAGGAUCUUUUUAGGACUUGGCAUGUGUUUCAGCUAUGCUGCCUUGCUUACCAAAACAAACAGGAUUCACAGAAUAUUUGAACAAGGUAAAAAAUCUGUCACAGCGCCCAAAUUUAUAAGUCCAGCCUCCCAGCUGGUGAUUACUUUCAGCCUCAUAUCCAUGCAGCUUAUCGGAGUCUUCAUUUGGUUUGCUAUCGAUCCACCACAUACCAUCGUAGACUAUGGAGAACAGAGGACACUUGAACCAGAAAAUGCCAGGGGAGUUCUCAAAUGUGACAUUUCAGAUCUUUCUCUCAUUUGUUCCCUUGGAUACAGUAUUCUCUUGAUGGUCACAUGCACUGUUUAUGCUAUUAAAACAAGAGGGGUUCCAGAGACCUUCAACGAAGCAAAACCCAUUGGAUUUACUAUGUACACAACCUGCAUAAUUUGGUUAGCUUUUAUUCCAAUCUUUUUUGGUACGGCUCAAUCAGCAGAGAAGAUGUACAUCCAGACAACAACACUUACUAUCUCCAUGAGUUUAAGUGCUUCUGUGUCUCUGGGCAUGCUCUACAUGCCCAAGGUUUAUAUUAUCAUUUUUCAUCCAGAGCAGAAUGUUCAAAAACGGAAGCGGAGCUUCAAGGCUGUAGUGACAGCCGCCACAAUGCAAAGCAAACUGACCCAAAAAGGAAAUGACAGACCAAAUGGCGAGGUCAAAACUGAACUGUGUGAAAGUCUUGAAACCAACAGUAAGUCAUCUGUAGACUUUCCCAUGGUCAAGAGUGGCAGCACUUCCUAAUAGAUCCUCCUCUACCAAGACAACUUAUGUCAGCUACAGCAAUCAGGCAAACUGAGGAGUGAUGAAAUUCACUGGAAGACCUGCAGGAUGGGAUCUUGCAAACAUAGACUUUACCAACACCAGAAUUCAGUCUUGGAAAUAUCAGUAGACUACAUUCAAAUCAAUAGUCAGUCUCCUAAAGGACAAGGAUUAAACAAGAGGCAAAAGGCUAAAAGAGACAGGGGAAGGAAAAGUCCAGUUUUAUAACACAGAAACAAUGUCAAGCUUCUGAACUGUUCACUCACAAAACGAAGUAAAUCACAAAAGGAAAACAAACGUUAGCUUGUGAAAAAAAAAAUGCUGUUGAAAUAAAUCAUGUCUGAUGUUAUAUUUGUAAGUACUUUUUUGUGAUUGUGACUAUUUCCUUUCCUGUCCUACAUUGUUCAACUUGUAAAAGAAGAUGAGUUUGUUUCUUGUGGCGGCUGACUGAAUUAAGUCCUGGGUUAUGCUGAAAUAAAUGCAAUGGUCAACGCAUGCUAAUUUUUAUACAAAAUAAUUUAUUUCUAAUAAUAAAGGAAUGUUUUGCAAAUGUUGAGACUUGUUUUGUUGCAGUUUUAAGGAAAAAAAGUCCUUACACUGUUGUCUAUUGUUUGUUUAGAAUGUGCAGUAAAGGUGGGUGUACAAAUAAAAUAAUAAUCAUGGCA
Molecule: messenger RNA, 2789 nt
Organism: Leptosomus discolor (cuckoo roller)
Lineage: Eukaryota; Metazoa; Chordata; Aves; Leptosomiformes; Leptosomidae
Source: RefSeq, a predicted model, not a curated record